AUGCUGUUCAGUUCAACACCAUUGAUCUUGUUGGUGCUUUGCUCUUUUGCCUACUUCGUCGUGAUUAGAGGUGGAAUCACAAUAGAGAUUGAUUCUUUAAGUUUAGAAGAUAGUCAUAAACCAAGACAAACGGAUCCAUGUUGUACUGAUCGAAUGAAAAAUCAAGAUGAAUCUGACAUUGAUUGUGGAGGUUUCAAUUGUCCUAAAUGUCGAGAUAUGCAAAAAUGCACUUCCCCCAAUGAUUGUCUCAGUGGUAUGUGUAUUAAUAGUAUAUGUACUCCAUCGCUUUCGUGUUGGGAUCAAAUUCGGAACCGAAAUGAGACCGACAUCGAUUGCGGCGGCGGCGUUUGUCAGAAAUGUCAGGAUAUGAAGACUUGUAAUAUUCCGUCUGACUGUAUCAGCGGUGUUUGUAUAAAUAACAAAUGCAUUCCUAGCGGCGGCGCCAAGAAUUUAGGAUAG
Molecule: messenger RNA, 459 nt
Organism: Adineta ricciae
Lineage: Eukaryota; Metazoa; Rotifera; Eurotatoria; Adinetida; Adinetidae
Source: the annotation of a GenBank genome assembly